Molecule: messenger RNA, 1499 nt
Organism: Peromyscus eremicus (cactus mouse)
Lineage: Eukaryota; Metazoa; Chordata; Mammalia; Rodentia; Cricetidae
Gene: Slc39a13
Product: solute carrier family 39 member 13
Exons: 11
Coding region: 177-1352 (391 amino acids)
Biological process (GO): intracellular zinc ion homeostasis; zinc ion transmembrane transport
Cellular component (GO): membrane
Molecular function (GO): zinc ion transmembrane transporter activity
Source: RefSeq, a predicted model, not a curated record
CCAGAAGGAAAAAAGUGACCAGCCACAGAUAUAGAGAGAGCUGCCAUGGGCAGUGAGGGCUGAGCCCAGGGACUUAAGAGACCCUCAUUCUGUCACAGUCUGCCCAAGGGAGUACUCAUUUGGCCUCGGCUAAAUGUUCUCCUGUGCCGGUUGCUGGCUAAUUCCCAGCACCUGGCAUGCCUGGAUGUUCCUGCCCUGGCUGUGGUAUGGCAGGCCAAAGGGUCCUCUUCCUCACUGUCCUUGCCCUGGAGCUCUUGGGAAGGGUUGGAGGUUCUCAGCCAGCCCUCCGGAGCCUGGGGGCUGCAGCUGCCUGCCGCCUGGAUAAUAAAGAAAGCGAGUCCUGGGGGGCUUUGCUGAGUGGGGAGCGACUGGACACCUGGAUCUGCUCCCUCUUGGGCUCUCUCAUGGUUGGGCUCAGUGGGGUUUUCCCCUUGCUGGUUAUUCCUCUGGAGAUGGGGACCAUGUUGCGCUCAGAAGCUGGAGCCUGGCGUCUGAAGCAGCUGCUCAGCUUUGCCUUAGGUGGACUCCUGGGCAAUGUGUUUCUGCACCUGCUGCCAGAGGCGUGGGCCUACACCUGUAGCAACAGCCCCGCCACUGGCUUGGCAUGGCCUGUUAGUGCUCCCCCUGCAGGUGGUGAAGGACAGAGUCUGCAGCAGCAGCAACAGCUGGGACUAUGGGUCAUUGCCGGCUUCCUGACCUUUCUGGCAUUGGAGAAGAUGUUCCUGAAUGGCAAGGAGGAGGGCCCCAGCCAGACCCCCAGCAAAGACCCCACUGCUGCCGCGCUCAAUGGAGGCCACUGUCUGGCCCAGCCGGCUGCAGAGCCCGGCCUGAGAGCCGUGGUCCGGAACCUCAAAGUCAGUGGCUAUCUCAACCUGCUGGCCAACACCAUAGACAACUUCACCCAUGGGCUGGCUGUGGCUGCCAGCUUCCUUGUGAGCAAAAAGAUUGGGCUCCUAACCACCAUGGCCAUCCUCCUGCAUGAGAUCCCCCAUGAGGUGGGUGACUUUGCUAUCCUGCUCCGGGCUGGCUUUGACCGAUGGACUGCAGCCAAGCUACAGUUCUCUACAGCCUUGGGGGGCCUUCUGGGGGCCUGCUUCGCCAUCUGUACACAAUCCCCCAAAGGAGUAGAGGAGACAGUGCUCUGGAUCCUGCCCUUUACCUCUGGAGGCUUCCUCUAUAUUGCUCUGGUGAACGUGCUGCCGGACCUCUUAGAAGAAGAUGACCCGUGGCACUCCGUGCAGCAGGUGCUGCUGCUCUGCUCGGGCAUUGUGGUGAUGGUGCUGCUUUCCCUGUACUCAGCUGGCCCACUCUACAGCCAGACUCCAGCCCUGCUGCUCAACUGUGGGUGUUAGAGAAGUGGCCACUGAAGAGUCUGAAUGAUUCCAGAGCAGUUAUGCUGUGGUUCGUCUUUAUCUGUAAAUACCUGUUCUGUAGAUAUAAAUAAAUAUUGCCUAGACUGCUGCCUGUUCCACGUACUAGGGCAGUCAAGCAGAGCUCUU